Molecule: messenger RNA, 1365 nt
Organism: Naegleria gruberi
Lineage: Eukaryota; Heterolobosea; Eutetramitea; Acrasida; Naegleriidae
Exons: 3
Coding region: 1-1338 (445 amino acids)
Biological process (GO): proteasome-mediated ubiquitin-dependent protein catabolic process
Cellular component (GO): proteasome regulatory particle, base subcomplex
Molecular function (GO): ATP hydrolysis activity; proteasome-activating activity; ATP binding
Source: RefSeq, a predicted model, not a curated record
AUGUCUCAACAAGAACAAGACAAUAAGAAACCAGAGGAAAAGAAACCAGAAUCAAGUGAUAACAAGGAAGAUGAAAAGAAAGAUACACCUAUAAAUCCAUUGGAUGCCGAAGAAAUUAAAUUGAUUAAACGAUAUGGACAAGGACCAUACUCUGGAAAAAUAAAAGAAACAGAAGAUGGCCUUAAGAAAAUGGUACAAGAAGUAAAUGAAUUAUGUGGUGUAAAGGAAUCUGAUACUGGCUUGGCAAAUCCAAGUCUUUGGGAUAUUCAACAAGAUAAAGCAACUCUUCAACAUGAAAUGCCAUUGCAAGUUGCUAGAUGUACAAAAAUUAUUGAUGAUGAUGAAGAGGAACCAAAGUACCUCAUCAAUGUUCGUCAAAUUGCUAAAUAUGUUGUAGGAUUAGGAGAAAACGUAGCACCAACAGAUAUUGAAGAAGGUAUGCGUAUUGGUGUUGAUCGUACAAAAUAUCAAAUUCGUAUUCCACUCCCUCCAAAAAUUGAUGCCAGUGUUACAAUGAUGACUGUGGAAGAAAAACCAGAUAUUACAUAUAAUGAUAUUGGUGGAUCUAAGGAGCAAAUUGAUAAAAUCCGUGAAGUUGUUGAGACACCACUUCUCCAUCCAGAAAAAUUCGAAGGUCUUGGUAUUGACCCACCAAAAGGAGUCUUGCUCUAUGGUCCACCAGGUACUGGUAAAACAUUGCUUGCUAGAGCUGUUGCUAACAGAACCGAUGCUACCUUUAUUCGUGUUAUUGGAUCUGAAUUGGUUCAAAAAUAUGUCGGUGAAGGCGCUCGUAUGGUAAGAGAAUUGUUCCAAAUGGCUCGUCAACGUAAAGCUUGUAUUAUUUUCUUUGAUGAAGUUGAUGCUAUUGGUGGUACUCGUUUUGACGAUGGUGCUGGUGGUGACAAUGAAGUUCAAAGAACUAUGCUUGAAAUUGUCAACCAAUUGGAUGGUUUUGAGGCUCGUGGUAAUAUUAAGGUUCUCAUGGCUACUAACAGACCAGAUAUUCUGGAUCCUGCUUUGAUGAGACCUGGUAGAUUGGAUCGUAAGAUUGAAUUUGGUCUUCCAGAUCUUGAAGCAAGAACUAACAUUUUCAGAAUUCACGCCAAGAAUAUGAACGUUGACAAGGAUAUCAGAUAUGAAUUAUUGGCUCGUUUGUGUCCUAAUGCUACAGGUGCUGAAAUUAGAUCUGUUUGUACAGAAGCUGGUAUGUUUGCUAUUCGAGCAAGAAGAAAGACAGUUUCCGAAAAGGAUAUGCUCGAUGCUAUCAAUAAGGUAAUUAAGGGUUAUCAACGAUUCAGUGCUACUCCAACUUACCAAGAAAGCCAACAUAUUCAAUAAAAAACCAAACCAGACUGUAAAAUAUGU